GCGGGGAGCAGAAGUGGAGAAUGGAGGAGCCACCUAGCAGCGCGGCGGUCUGCCCGCCUGUCUUCCUCACAGUGUUGUGCAUCUUUAAUUUCUUAGCACAAACUGAACAACAAAUUCCGCAUCAGUAUUUCGACAAGGAGGAUGCUGUUGACCUGCUGGAAGCUGUAGGUGUUACACACCCCAUCCGUGGCAUUGUCCAAGUCAAGGGAAUGGAGGGAGGGCUUCCAGCCUGGAGGUUCCAUAAGAAUGUUCAACACCUGACUCUUCCACAACACGAAUCCAUCGACUUCCAAAGAAAAGUUACGGAUUCCUUUGGCCUCUACUUUGCUGUCCAGCAGAAGAGGCAAUCAUCUGGCACCCUAAUCUCCUUCACCAUGCCGGCCUUCAUGAGCUACAACGGCCAGCCUCUCCUGCAGCUGUUUUCCAGCAGACGCUCCAACCUGCUCCAGCUAUACUACAUGACUGCCCUUAGUAUGGAGCCUGCUAGCAUUCAUUUCCCCAUAAGCACGGCUUUCUCGAAGGGCCAAUGGGCACGUAUAGCCCUUAGCCUGAACAGGAACAGAGUGGUGCUCUUUGUCAACUGUGAAGAGGCUAAGGUGUUGGAGAAGGAUUUUGAGGAUAUAUUCAGCUCCAUGCUUCUCAAUGACUUGGAGAUCACCCUUGCCAGCACACCUGGAAUCAAUAACAGCAAGUUCCAGGGUUCUUUGCAAACCGCAUGGCUCUCCAGCACCGGCUACAGCACGCGACCGUGGCACUGCCCCAACACAUCAGAUCUAGAUGGGAUUCUCUGGCCAAAAGAGGAUUCUCCGCUCCCUCCAGAAAAUGUCUCCCAUAGACAAGUUCCCAGCAGACACCUGGAGCCUCAGUCUUACUUGUCACAUGACCAGAAGCCUGACCUAUCACUAGACUUACCUCAGAGCGUUAACUCGCAGACUUUUCCACAACGUAAGGUGAUUUGCCUCUGGGAGGGAAAGGACAUUGAGGAAGGCACGUGGACGCAGAAAGGGCCUGAUGAAGUCUGCCUUUGUUAUGCCGGAGAGGUCCGCUGCAUGCCGUCCGGAAAUGGUUGUGUUUAUGAAGGGACCAGCUAUAAAAAUGGAGACGUGUUCCUGUCCAGAUCCAGCCUUUGCACUAACUGCUCGUGCAUAGACGGCCUUGUGAAAUGUAUCCCGGUGACCUGUAUGUUUCCCUUCUGCCUCAACCCCAAGAGCACUUCAGGUUCCUGCUGUCUCCCAUGCUCAGGCUGCAUGAUGGAUGGCGUGAUGCGUGAGGAAGGCUCCGUCUGGAUGGUGGAUCAACAGCCAUGCAGGAGCUGCAUGUGCCUACGCGGGGAGGCCCGAUGCCACGAGGUUAUGUGCCCCCAGACAUCCUGCCAGGAAGACUGCCGAGGGGAUGAUGAAUGUACCAACGCAUGCUGCUUCAAUGGACGAAGAUAUAAAAAUGAGGAGACAUUCAGUGACCCCAGUGACCACUGCAAGGUUUGCGUCUGUCAGACUGGCGAAGUGAUCUGCAGGGCAGUGCCCUGCACGGACGUGACCUGCUCCAAUCCUUAUACACCACGAGGAGAGUGCUGUCCCAGGUGUUCAGAAUGCUUUUUUGAGAAUGCUGUGUACCUCGAUGGUCAGCUGUUUUCCAACCCAAGGGAUCCAUGUCAAGAGUGCACUUGUUUGGGGGGUGAGGUGACCUGCGAGUCCCAUUGUAACCACCCCCAGCCUGCAUCCUAUUGCCAGGACAACCGCAACGAUUGCUACUAUGCUGGGGAGCAGUACCUCAAUGGAAUGGAGUUUGUCCACCCUACCAACAAAUGCAAGACGUGCCGCUGUGUUAAUGGCCAUGUCCAGUGCUUGAUGACGACUCGUCCCCCAUCUCAGUGCAGCGACCCUCAUCUGGUUCCUGGAGAGUGCCACCCUCGAUGUUCAGAUGAAUGCCUUUACGUGGGACGCAUAUAUAGACACUCAGAGCACUUCCGUGACCCGCAAGAUAGGCGCAGGUCAUGUUUCUGCAGUAAUGGGGAAGUGACCUGCCAGGACAACAAGCAGCUGGCCCCCCAGAACCGCUGCUAUCCUGAAGUUAUAACAGCAACAGGUCCUGACCUCAAAGGGGACGAAGGGGAGUUAUGUGUACAAACCGACGAUCAAAGGAAGCUCGAGCCCCCCCGAAGCUAUUGCCCUGAGCACCAAGAUCUUGGUGACUGCCAACCACGCUGCAAGCCACAGCCAGUCCACCAGUGCCCACACACUACCCAAAAUCCUUGUCCACAACAUUCCCCUAACCCCAAUCCUUGUGUCCAGCACCAACCUUGUGAAACUCAAAAUCCCUGCGAGCAACAGGAACCUUCCACUACCCCCCAACCCUGUGUGCAGCACCAACCUUGCAAAACCCAAAAUCCUUGCCCACAACAGGAACCUUCCACUACCCCCCGACCCUGUGUGCAGCACCAACCUUGCGAAACCCAAAAUCCUUGCCCACAACAUUCCCCUAACUCCGAGCCUUGCAUGGAGAACCAACCUUAUGAAACCCAAAAUCUCUGCCCACAACAUUCCCCUAACUCCAAUCGUUGUGUCCAGCACCAACCUUGUGAAACCCAAAAUCCCUGCCAGCAACAGCAACCUUCCACUACCUCCCAACCCUGUGUGCAGCACCAACCUUGCAAAACCCAAAAUCCUUGCCCACAACAGGAACCUUCCACUACCCCCCGACCCUGUGUGCAGCACCAACCUUGCGAAACCCAAAAUCCUUGCCCACAACAUUCCCCUAACUCCGAGCCUUGCAUGGAGAACCAACCUUAUGAAACCCAAAAUCCCUGCCAGCAACACAGACAUUGCCCUGGUUCUAGCGAGCAGCACCAACUUAGCACAACUCAAAGCCCCUGCUCACGUCCCAUUGACUACAAUCCAUGCCCAUCCACUGCCCCUGUCAACAGCAAACCUGCAGCUCCCAAUCCUCUCCUCCGUCGCUAUAAAAAUCACCGCACACGUCACACAUCCCUAAGACUUAGGAAGGCCCGCAAUCCUGCAGCAGCUAAUCCAUUCCAACCAAUCCCAACGGCUAAGACUUAAGUAGCAUCUAAGUCCUGUCAGAAGAAAUGGAAGCGAAAGGAGACCACUGGAUAUGUUAUUUUCUGGAGCAAAUGUACACGAUUCCAUUUGCAUCUUCCCACCUCUAAACACUCUCACUAUGCCAAGUCUCUUAUGCGACAUCUUUUUCAUUUAGCUAGCAUAAAGGUACAGGUGCAAACACAAAAUAAUUUUGUGUAUCAUUCUUACAGGCUUGUAAGUUUCACUGUAGGAAUUGUACACUUUGGAAAAUUAUCAUAGUGCAAGGAAGGUUAAAUACUUCCAUAGAAUACUUUUAUAUGGUGUACCAGUUUAUCCUCUGAUUUAUUAUGACCAUAGCUUAUUGAUGUCAUGUGGGUUACAGCUUAAGGUAGUCACACAAGCAACACUGUAUUGUAUAUCUUCUCAUAAAGAGGAAUUAAAAGCCUCCUUUACUGAAA
Molecule: messenger RNA, 3496 nt
Organism: Brienomyrus brachyistius
Lineage: Eukaryota; Metazoa; Chordata; Actinopteri; Osteoglossiformes; Mormyridae
Product: kielin/chordin-like protein
Exons: 17
Coding region: 21-3059 (1012 amino acids)
Molecular function (GO): protein binding
Source: RefSeq, a predicted model, not a curated record